UUUGCUCUCUGAGAGUUUGUAAUAAGACACACUCCUCUUACAAGAGUUUAUACUACAACCUAGCAAAGAACUUUAAAUUUUUGGAAGAACAAAACACUCAUUUUGGCAUUGUGCAGAGCAAAGUGAGCUCGGUGGCCUGUCGUCCACCCUCAGAAUGACAGCACUCUCUGCCGUCAGCAGUGCGCUCCUGUUCUCCCUUCUCUGUGAAGCAAGCACUGUCGUCUUACUCAAUUCCACUGACUCAUCCUCGCCAACCAAUAAUUUCACUGAUAUUGAAGCAGCUCUCACAGCACAGCUAGGCUCUGCGGACGUCCCCAAAGCCAGGCGGAAGCGCUACAUUUCGCAAAAUGACAUGAUCGCCAUUCUCGACUACCAUAACCAGGUCCGGGGUAAAGUGUUCCCACCGGCAGCGAACAUGGAAUAUAUGGUUUGGGAUGAAAAUCUCGCAAAAUCUGCAGAGGCUUGGGCGGCUACGUGCAUUUGGGACCACGGACCUUCUUACUUACUGAGGUUUUUGGGCCAAAAUCUGUCUGUACGAACUGGAAGAUAUCGCUCUAUUCUCCAGUUGGUCAAGCCAUGGUACGAUGAAGUGAAAGACUAUGCUUUUCCAUAUCCCCAGGACUGCAACCCCAGAUGCCCUAUGAGAUGUUUUGGCCCCAUGUGCACACAUUACACACAGAUGGUUUGGGCCACCUCCAAUCGGAUAGGAUGUGCGAUUCAUACUUGCCAAAACAUGAAUGUGUGGGGAGCUGUAUGGCGACGUGCAGUUUACUUGGUAUGCAACUAUGCCCCAAAGUAA
Messenger RNA from Hipposideros armiger (great roundleaf bat), 799 nucleotides. It is a transcript of the gene PI15, whose product is annotated as peptidase inhibitor 15. The transcript has 5 exons. NCBI's taxonomy places the organism in Eukaryota, Metazoa, Chordata, Mammalia, Chiroptera, Hipposideridae. Bases 155 to 799 code for a protein of 214 amino acids. The record is from RefSeq and is a predicted model, not a curated record.